Molecule: messenger RNA, 411 nt
Organism: Lathyrus sativus (Indian pea)
Lineage: Eukaryota; Viridiplantae; Streptophyta; Magnoliopsida; Fabales; Fabaceae
Source: the annotation of a GenBank genome assembly
AUGGCCGUUUCAAUGGCUACUGGACUAUUCUCUGCUUCCACUCUAACUCUCCGCCCACAACUUCAACACAGGUUUCUGUUUCCCACACCUCCUUCUUCUUUACGGAUGCUUCCGCUCCGAACACUCACUCAUGCCACCGUUUCUCAACCACCCGCCGACGGAAAAGCUCGUGGUAUAAUGAAGCCUCGAAAAGUCUCCCCUGAGAUGAAAGACCUCAUCGGACUUACGGAGGUUUCUCGAACCCAAGCACUCAAGCACAUUUGGGCAUACAUCAAGGAAAACAAUCUUCAGAACCCUGAAAACAAGAAGCGUAUUCGGUGUGAUGAGAAGCUGAAGAAGGUAUUUGCGGGGCGUGAUGAAAUUCAUAUGCUUGAGAUUGCUGGUUUGAUUAGUCCUCACUUCCUUAAAUGA